This is a messenger RNA of Hemicordylus capensis (graceful crag lizard), 2808 nucleotides long. It is a transcript of the gene DDX43, whose product is annotated as DEAD-box helicase 43. The transcript is spliced from 17 exons. Gene Ontology annotation, molecular function: RNA helicase activity; ATP binding; RNA binding. The record is from RefSeq and is a predicted model, not a curated record. Lineage: Eukaryota; Metazoa; Chordata; Lepidosauria; Squamata; Cordylidae. The coding region runs from base 98 to 2128 and encodes 676 amino acids.
GUUUACACUGCCACGCGCUGAGAGAAAAGACAGUUGGUGCGCGUGAGGGUGGUGUUGGUCGUCCGUCCCUCCUCUCUGCGCGUUGACGCUUCUCGUCAUGUCUGACUGGGAGGCGGACAGCGACGAGGACGGGCCCCAUGGAGCCUCCACCAAGCCCCCUCCCACUUUACCUGCGUGGCGCCCGGCGGCGGCUCCUCCUCCUCCACGGGCCCGUGGGAACCCAGACGCGGGCGAAGACAGGGAGGAAAGCGGGGGCGGGAAGAACUGGGGUUCGCGGCCGGCGUCCGCCCGCGAGCCGUGGCAGUCGAGGCCCUUGGAGUAUCGGGCCCGAGGCUCCUCGAGAGGAGAAGACAGAGAGCGCGCGCCGCUCUGCUUCCCUCUGGAUAACGCUCUCGUCGGCACCCUCAUAGGUCGAGGGGGAACUAAAAUAAAAGAGCUUGAAGAAUCUUCAGGCUGUAAAAUACAGGUUGUAAAGGGAAAUUGUGAAGCUAUGAUAAAGAUAUUUGGUGGUAAUGAUAAGCAAACAAAAGCCAAAAUGCUGAUUGAUGACCUUAUUGAAAGGAGUAGCCAAGGCAAUGCAGGAGAAAGGUAUACUAAAGAUUCCUUCAAACACCCAGAUGUUGGAACCAUUUGUUACCAUGAUAGUAGUUUUGGUGGUUUGAAGUCUGGAUACAGUAGUCCGAAACAGUCUAUUAACUGGGCAUCCCUUCGAGAGAAUAAAGCUAAAUAUGAAGCUAUGAAGUGGGCUGAUUUACCUCCAAUUGAAAAACAGUUUUACAGAGAAUCACCAAAGAUUGCUUCCAUGUCACAAGAAGAAGCUGAUAAAUGGAGAAAAGAGAACAAUAAUAUCACAUGUAAUGACCUGAAAGAUGGUGAAAAGCGUCACAUUCCCAAUCCUAUCUGUAAAUUUGAAGAUGCUUUUGAGUAUUAUUGUGAUGUUAUGGAAAAUAUAAGGAAAGUUGGUUUUCAGAAGCCUACACCAAUUCAGUCACAGGCUUGGCCAAUCAUACUUCAAGGAUAUGAUCUCAUUGGAAUAGCACAGACUGGUACUGGAAAGACAUUGGCUUAUCUAAUGCCUGGAUUUAUUCAUUUGGAUUUACAGCCAAUACCUAGAGAAAAACGUAGUGGGCCAGGUAUGUUGGUUCUUACUCCUACUCGAGAAUUGGCCCUUCAGGUUGAAGCAGAGUGUUCAAAAUAUUCUUACAAAGGAUUUAAAAGCAUUUGUAUAUAUGGUGGUGGAGACAGGCACGGGCAAAUCAGCUUGGUUAACAAAGGUGUGGACAUUGUUAUUGCUACUCCUGGUAGACUGAAUGACCUUCAAAUGAACAACUACAUAAAUCUGAGGAGCAUAACAUACUUGGUGUUGGAUGAAGCGGAUCGAAUGCUGGAUAUGGGAUUUGAGCCUCAAAUAAUGAAGAUUUUAUUAGAUGUACGGCCUGACAGGCAAACAGUUAUGACCAGUGCUACAUGGCCAGAUGGUGUCCGCCGUCUUGCAAAAUCAUACUUGAAAGAUCCUAUGAUUGUGUAUGUUGGUACUCUUGAUUUAGCGGCAGUAAGUACAGUUGAGCAGAAGAUUGUUAUUAUUCCAGAAGAAGAAAAAAGAGCUUUUACACGUUACUUCAUUGACACUAUGAAGUCUGAAGACAAGGUCAUCAUUUUUGUUGGAAAGAAACUUACUGCUGAUGACCUAUCAAGUGAUUUUGGUCUUCAGGGAAUUCCAGUUCAGUCCUUACAUGGCAAUAGAGAACAGUGUGAUCGUGAACAGGCUUUGGAGGACUUCAAGAAAGGCAGAGUUCGUAUACUGAUCGCAACAGACUUAGCCUCUCGUGGGCUUGAUGUUCAGGAUAUCACUCAUGUGUUUAAUUUUGACUUCCCACGCAAUAUUGAAGAAUAUGUUCAUAGAGUAGGCCGUACUGGACGAGCAGGGCGCACAGGAGAAGCUGUAACACUUGUAACUAGAAAUGACUGGAGAAUUGCAUCUGAACUGAUUGACAUUCUUGAAAGAGGAAACCAGGUAAUUCCUGAGGAGCUAAUUUCAAUGGCUGAGAGAUAUAAGCAGUUUCAGCUGAAAAAAGAAAUGGAAAGAGAUUUAGGACGGCCUCGUGGUAGAUCACGGAAAGGUUUUUAAUCUGUUUGGUGAUACUUGAACACAGAAGGAAAACUUGCACAUAAAAGCAGUAACUGUCAACUCUGAAAUUUUGUCUGCUUUUGAGUACAUCAUCAAUGGAACUUGGAAAUACUAGAAGCUGUGCUCCCGUGUAAUCAUUUUCAGAUUUCUCUGUUUGCUCUAAGGUAUUUUACACGCAGUGCUGUAGCAGGUAUUUGAAUUAUUAGGUUUCAGUUUUUGAUACAUUUUUAUUGGCAGUAAAUAACUUAAUGCUUUGAUAAAUAGCAGAGCAUGUUAAUUCUUGUUGCAUGGUUUAUAAUAGGUUUGUUGAAUGGGAGAAUUGUGCUUCAUAGAAUAAUGUUGACAAAGUUCUGAUAAGAGAAAUAAGUGAGGCCAACAGAAAUCCUCCCCUGCUUUAAUUUAAAAUAGACUUUAUUGUGUGUGUGUGUUGUGCACUGCAUUUUUUUGAGUAAGAUGUGGAAAUACUGAAUAUGGACAGUCCAAGUCUCAUUUAUAGAAUAAUAUUGGAUCUAUGACACUGAGCAGAUUACUGUUCAACAUAAUCUUUUUAUGAGAAUUUUUUCAACACGGCUUCUGGAUAGUUUGUUAGUAUGAAAACUAUGAGCUUUAAGGGAAUAAAGCAGUGUUUUCAGUGACAUACUGUAUACUUUUUGUUUACUAAAUAAACAGUAUCAAAAUUG